UAAUUUUCUACCGGUAGCCAGACUUCCGUGCGGCGGUGAUGCGGAGCUAGAUCCUCGGAGACAAUGGAGGCUGAGAGCGCCGCCGGCUCCAGCAGCAUGUCUAAAGCCGAGAUACUGAGAGGGGUCGUGGCGGAGAAACUCACCACCGCCGCGCUGGAGAUCUUAGCGGUCGUGGAGAGAACCGUGGCCGGGUACGAGGAGGAGGCGUCGGGGCUGAGGCAGGAGAUCGACCGGCAGAGCCGGCAGCUGGAGCUGCUGCUGCAGCCGCGGGUCAAACUGGAGAGAAUAGAUGAUGAGUUUCCUGUCUGUGAGCCGACAGCUGGAGGAGAAACUGAAGAGGAAGAGCAGCACAAACCUGAGCCCAUUGCAGACGUGGGGGACGGUGAGAGUCUCUGGCCUGUUUGCUUCUCCGAGCCACCGAUGGAGGAAGAAGACAAGGAGGAUCAGGAGAGUCUGACAGAACCAGAUUAUGAAGCAGCAUCAAGGUUACUGACUCCCACAGUUCAGUCUGUGGGGAAGAAACACGGCAUGCCUCGGAUUCGUCAGUCACAGGACCACAUCGACUUCAGGAUGCGCAUCCUGGAGGACUCUCAGAUCAAAGUGCUGUCAGUGGAAGUGUAUAAGAAGUACCCGGUGCGGGAGCUGAGGUGUCCUCGUGACCUGCAGGAGCCGGACUUCCUGGACCUGCUGAGGUCCACCUUCCCUCAGCUGGCCGCUCAGAAACCUUUUGACGUGUUGACGUCUGACAGAUCGAAGAGACUCCACCCGCUCAGACUGGAGACUCUGACGCCGGAGGAGAUCUACCGGAGCGUCAGGUCCACGGGGCACUCAGCCCUCUACAUCCAGCUGAAGACGCAGGAGGAGCUGAAGUCCACUCAUGAAGAGUUGAAUCCGUCACAGAGAAACGAUGCUGCAGCUCGUUCUCCGUCCAGUCCUGAUCGGACCAGGAUAUCGUCACCCAGAGUUCAGCCUGACAGGAGAAAACCUGGCAGAACUCGGGUCAGUGAACCACAGAAUCCAGUACGUCUCAGGGUCCGAAUCCUGGAGGACUCUCAGGUUGACGUGCUCACACCAUAUGCGUUGCAGAAGUUUCCCCCCCGGGAGCUGAGGUGUCCUCCUGGCCUGCUGGAACCGGACUUCCUGGAUCUGCUGAGGUCCACCUUCCCUCAGCUGGCUGCUCAGAAACCUUUCGACUUCUUCACCAUCGACCAAACGAUGACACUUCGGCCGCUCAGAGCAGAGACGUGGACGCCAGAGGAGAUCCACAGGACAGCUGGACGUUCAGGUGUUUACAUCCGACUGAAGCGUCCUGGCGAAGAUUCUCUGCAGAGACGAGAAGAUGCUUCAGGUUCUCCGUCCUCGGAUCAGCUCCGACCGAACACCAGAGUCGAGCCUGACGGGACGAAGCCCGGCAGCCCUCAGAUCACCGACCCGCAAAACCACGUAGAUCUCAGGAUCUGCAUCCUGGAGGACUCUCAGAUCGAUGUGUUGUCACCCAGUGUAUAUAAGAAGUACCCGGUGCUGGAGCUGCAGGUCCGUCACGGCCUGCAGGAAGCAGACUUCCUGGACCUGCUGAGGUCCACCUUCCCUCAGCUGGCUGCUCAGAAACCUUUCGACCUCUUCACAUCCGACAGAUCGAAGAGACUCCACCCGCUCAGAGUGGAGACGCUGACGCCAGAGGAGAUCUACCGGAGCGUCAGGCUGAACGGAGCAGGAAACUCCGCCCUCUACAUCCGACUGAAGGCUGAAGAUGAAGUCUGGGAGGAGGAGCUUCAUCCUGCUGAUGCUGUUGACGACUCUUCAUCCGCUUCUGAUCAAACCUGGUUGAACAUGAGCUCCAGGUCACAACAUGAAGACAUGGAGUCAGAGAACAAAAAAGAUGACGGAUCGAAGUCGGCCGUCGGCCGCCUCUGGUCUCUGCUGGUUCUGUCUGAGGGCAACGGGGACGGAGCUCCGGUGAGUGAUGACGACUGGAAACUAGACAAAAGUGAGAAUCAUGUGAGGGACAAAGAACCAAAGAAGACGACGAGGAGGAAGAAGAGGAAAGUACGGAUCAAACCAAAGGGAUGGGGGCGACGGAGGCAACAGAGGCAGCCGACCGAUUCUGAUCCUCUGUCCUGUAAAGUCUGCCAGGCUCUGCGCAGGUCGACCAACAUGUUGAUCCGACACGCCUGGAGCCACGUGGACGAACCGGAGAGGCUGUGUGGAGUGUGUGGAGAGCGUCCAGACUCUGUGGACGAGCUGAGGAAUCAUCUCCAGGGUCAUCAGAAAACACACUGCUGCGACAUCUGCGGAAAGUCUUUCCUGACCGUCGUCGGCCUCAACGGACACGUCGCCCACCACAACGGACAGAAACCGCACAAGUGUCAGAUUUGCCACAAAGCGUUUGUUCACGCGUGGGUGCUGAAGAGUCACAUGCGGAGGCAUCCGGCAGAUAAGCUGCUCAAAUGUGAUCUUUGCCCCCAGUCGUACGAUUCGGAGGCCAAGUACUUAAGACACAAGUUGAUCCACAAAGGUGAGAAGCCGUGCCGCUGCUACACGUGUGGCAAAACCUUCGCCAGCCUGGAGAUGUUGUCCAAACACCUGUCGACGCACGCGGCGGACACGACCAGCGGCGCGGCGCUCACCUGUCAAAUCUGCAGCAAGACAUUUAAAGCAAAGCACGCGUUAAAGGUCCACAUGAGGGUCCACACUGGGGAGAAACCCUUCAGCUGCCCGAUCUGCCGCCGCGCCUUCAGUUACAAACACUGUAUGAGGAGACACAUGAAGAUGCACAACGACACGCUCGAGGACGGAGAGACUGAAGCUCAGAUUCUGUCCGACAGACUAAAAGCCACCAAGAGUGUUAAACACGUGCGGUGAUUUCAGACAGUCCUGUUCUCUGUUUGCACAAAGUGUUUUGUUGUUAGUUGUGUUGAAUGUGUCGCAGUUUGGUUGAAGGAUAGAAACUCGCUGAAACGACCGAGACGACGAGGUGCCUGAAGAGAUUCAGUCACUGACGGUUAUCUUUUGGUCUUUUUGUGGGAAUUAGAAACUCGACUUUUAGUGUUUGUGUUCUAAAUGUUUGUCUUCAGACGUUCUCGUGACUCGUCCAGCUCACUUUAAAUGAUUUAUUUUUAUUGUAGGAAAAACACACAACAUCAAACUUUGGUUUGAAUUUUACGUGAAGGUUUUCUAAACUCAGAAUUUAGACAUAGUUCCUCUUUUUUAUUUUAAGCUUAAUUAUUUUACAUUCAAUUGAAAUAUUUAACUGAAAACUGUCAGAUAGUUUUGCUUUUUACACAUUUUUUCAUUGAAUCUGGGACUUUGACAGUAAGACAUUUGUGAAUAUUGUUUUAAAUACAGCACUGCUUCUAUUGUU
Molecule: messenger RNA, 3361 nt
Organism: Acanthopagrus latus (yellowfin seabream)
Lineage: Eukaryota; Metazoa; Chordata; Actinopteri; Spariformes; Sparidae
Exons: 13
Coding region: 64-2862 (932 amino acids)
Biological process (GO): regulation of transcription by RNA polymerase II
Cellular component (GO): nucleus
Molecular function (GO): RNA polymerase II transcription regulatory region sequence-specific DNA binding; DNA-binding transcription factor activity, RNA polymerase II-specific
Source: RefSeq, a predicted model, not a curated record